GAUUAGUUCAUGUCGAGGUAAAUAAAAGCAUAUAUGUAGAGCUAAAUCCUGUCCUCCUACUUGACUAGCCCCUCCCCCAUCAUUUAAUCUGUCCCGUGUCAGUCAUCAGUGCACGCCGGGACUCGAACAGCAACAUGGCGACUGAGUUCCACAAUUUACAGGAGUUGAGGCACAGUGCAUCCCUGGCCAACAAAGUCUUCAUCCAGAGGGACUACAGUGAGGGAACCACUUGCAGAUUCCAGACCAAGUUCCCUUCUGAGCUGGAGAGCAGGAUUGAGCGGACUUUAUUCGAGGACACUGUGAAGACGCUCAACAACUUCUACGCAGAAGCAGAAAAGAUCGGAGGGCAGUCUUACUUGGAAGGCUGUCUGGCCUGUGCCACAGCAUAUCUUAUCUUCCUCUGCAUGGAGACACGCUAUGAAAAGGUGUUGAAGAAAAUUUCCAAGUACAUUCAGGAGCAGAAUGAAAAGAUCUAUGCUCCGAGGGGUCUGCUCAUCACCGAUCCCAUAGAGAGGGGAAUGCGAGUUAUUGAGAUUUCCAUCUACGAAGACAGAGGCUCCAGCGGUUGCAGCUCGGGGAGCAGCUCUGUGUCCAGCAGCACAGCUCGAUGAUUGAGCACUUCUGGCAAAACAAUGUCCCUCUGAUCACUCAUCACCCUGGAGAACAACUUUUGGGUAUUUGAACCGUUCCUCCAUCGCUUCACAGAUCCACAAGAUGUUCCUGAAGAAAGAAAUUUCUCCUCAGCUGUACUACAUUAGUUACUAUAAGGCAUUGCCAACAUGCCAAAUAUGCACUUGAGUCAUUUGUUGCAAUGCACCCGAUGAACAUAAUCAUAUUUUAUAUUUCUGAUGUGAUGGAAACAUCGAAUUCCUUAUAUUUUUAUUUUAUCAGUGAUGUGUCAUUUCAUUGGUGAGAAGAUGGAUAUGACUAGAUGUUUUCAAACCACAAUUGUACAAAAUGGAGAAAGUACACCUGCACUUGUUAUAACUCUCCAGGCACACUAACGCUGGCUUUUGAAUAUUUUAUAGCUUUUAUAAACAUAUCACAGAAGGGUGUGCUUCACCUAACCUUGCCUAGAUCUCCACACGAUAGAUCAAAACCAAUCCAGAUGAAGAUCAAGGCACUAUAUCGUAUUGUAUUGUAGCAGAUGAAUGUCGUUCAUCAUGUAUGUAAUGUAGCAAGUCUUCCAUUUCCCGCACACCAAGCCUAUAUUUUACAAAAUCCACAGGGGUUUCAAAUAAAAACCCAGUUUCUCUGAUUUUGAUCAACUCUUCCAAAAAUUGUAUUUAUGCAAGGACGUAGCAAAAAUGAGCAUGUGAGGCAAAGUCAAAUCGUCUUCCUGAAUCGUCACUGUCAUGUGUUGAAUUACACAGUAUGCAUAAUUGACCAAACCUCCAAAGACAAAUAUUUGCCAAAAAAGGAAUCAUUCGUGCAAAUGUCUCAAGUAUGUCGGUGACAUUUUGUGCCGACUCAAACUUCGGUGCAGCUUAAUUGUGUGAUGACUGCUGUCUAAUAAAUACAAUGUAAUCACAAAUGCA
Molecule: messenger RNA, 1538 nt
Organism: Syngnathus typhle (broad-nosed pipefish)
Lineage: Eukaryota; Metazoa; Chordata; Actinopteri; Syngnathiformes; Syngnathidae
Product: golgin subfamily A member 7B-like
Exons: 5
Coding region: 135-611 (158 amino acids)
Biological process (GO): peptidyl-L-cysteine S-palmitoylation; protein targeting to membrane
Cellular component (GO): palmitoyltransferase complex
Source: RefSeq, a predicted model, not a curated record